UUGCAGAGUGAGUAAUGCCCAGACCUGGAACUAGAAGCUGAAUCUUAUUCUCCUACUCCCCAUUCUGAUGAAAAAUCAGAAAAUUCACACAAGCUACCCUAAAGCCAGGGCACUGUCCUAGAGCUCAGCAGGACCCUGGAGAAGGGAGACAAAGGAUUUAGAAUUGCCCUCAAAAGGGAAGAAAAGCAUGGAGAACUAGAAAAGGAGUGGGAACAGAGGUGCCAGAGACCACUUGGAAGGUGGCAUACAGCAAGUAUGUGAGGAUCAGUCCCUUGCCUGUCGGCAUCACCAGGGCUGACUCUGGGGCUACCUCCCGACAGAAACUGGACAUGAGCUCCUGAGUUCAGAGCUGCCUGGCCCGGCACUACCACAGAGGAGCCCAGCUUGGAAGGCUGGUGAUAAGGGCCUGCCUACAGGCUCCUGUGGAAGGCCCCCAACGAAAUCGGGAAGCCUAGGCCUGGGCUUUACAUCCCAGGGCUGUGGAGUAGGAUGGGGGAUGGGCCUGUAACAGGAAGUGCCCUGGGUGUCCUCUUUCGGCCCCAUGGAGUCCUCACCCGUUCCCCAGUCAUCAGGAAACUUGUCUACUUUGGGAAGAGCCCUUCAAACCCCAGGUCCCUCUACUGCCAGCGGGGUCCCAGAGUUGGGACUUCAGGACGUGGCUUCAGAAUCUGUGGCCCUCUUCUUCAUGCUCCUGUUGGACCUUACUGCUGUGGCCGGCAAUGCUGCGGUGAUGGCUGUGAUUGCCAAAACACCUGCCCUCCGAAAAUUUGUUUUUGUCUUCCAUCUCUGUCUGGUGGACCUGCUGGCUGCUCUGACCCUCAUGCCCUUGGCCAUGCUGUCCAGCUCCGCCCUCUUUGACCACGCGCUCUUUGGGGAGGUGGCCUGCCGCCUCUACUUGUUCCUGAGCGUUUGCUUUGUUAGCCUGGCCAUCCUUUCGGUGUCUGCCAUUAACGUGGAACGCUACUAUUAUGUGGUCCACCCCAUGCGCUACGAGGUACGCAUGACCCUGGGCCUGGUGGCCUCCGUGCUGGUGGGCGUGUGGAUAAAGGCCCUGGCCAUGGCUUCUGUGCCGGUGCUGGGGAGGGUCUCCUGGGAGGAAGGAGCUCCCAGUGUCAACCCAGGCUGUUCUCUCCAAUGGAGCCAUAGUGCCUACUGCCAGCUUUUCGUGGUGGUCUUUGCCGUCCUUUACUUCUUGCUGCCCUUGAUCCUGAUCUUCGUGGUCUAUUGCAGCAUGUUCCGAGUGGCUCGUGUGGCUGCCAUGCAACACGGGCCACUGCCCACGUGGAUGGAGACCCCCCGGCAGCGCUCCGAGUCUCUCAGCAGCCGGUCCACUAUGGUCACCAGCUCCGGGGCUCACCAGACUACUCCACAUCGGACGUUUGGGGGUGGGAAGGCAGCAGUGGUCCUCCUGGCUGUAGGGGGACAGUUCCUGCUCUGUUGGUUACCCUACUUCUCUUUCCAUCUCUACGUUGCCCUGAGCGCUCAGCCCAUUUCCACGGGACAGGUGGAGAACGUGGUGACCUGGAUUGGUUACUUCUGCUUCACGUCCAAUCCUUUUUUCUAUGGAUGUCUCAACCGGCAGAUCCGGGGCGAGCUGAGCAAACAGUUCGUCUGCUUCUUCAAGGCAGCUCCAGAGGAGGAGCUGAGGCUGCCUAGCCGGGAGGGCUCCAUUGAGGAGAAUUUCCUGCAGUUCCUCCAGGGGACUUCUGAGAACUGGGUGUCCAGGCCCCUACCCAGCCCCAAGCAGGAGCCACCACCUGCUGUUGACUUUCGAAUCCCAGGCCAGAUUGCUGAGGAGACCUCGGAGUUCCUGGAGCAGCAACUCACCAGCGACAUCAUCAUGUCCGACAGCUACCUCCGUCCUGCCGCCUCACAGAAGGGGGAGUCAUGAUGGACACUUGGAGGGAGAUAAAGCUUGGGGCUGGUUUAUGAUCUUAAAGACUGUCUUUUCCAGCUGCUGGGGUUUGGGCUGGGGUCUCUGGACUUAGCUUUUGCUUGGUGUUUCCUGGGUCAGGACCGGAGUCAACAGGAUGGACAUGUGGCAAAAGCCUUGGACUUGGCUAUGAUCUUUGACUAUUGGGGGAGGGAACCUGGGUAUGGUGAGGCCACGAUGAGAGAAAAGGGUCACAAAGGUGAGGCGGAGCCUUUCUACCAGUGAACUUUUCAUGCCUCAGGAAACAGGGAAACUCCCUCAGGGUAGGCAUGGGGCAGCAGGCCAGGAGCAGGGCUAUUCUGGGGACCACUGAGGUUUACUUCUUUCUGGUGUAAUAGUCCAGGGUAACAUUUACAUUGAAACAAGGUAAGGAAAUAGCCCACAUCUUCUCAUUUGCUUACUAGGUUAAAAAAAAAAAAAAA
This is a messenger RNA of Onychomys torridus (southern grasshopper mouse), 2355 nucleotides long. RefSeq names its product G protein-coupled receptor 61 (gene Gpr61). Lineage: Eukaryota; Metazoa; Chordata; Mammalia; Rodentia; Cricetidae. The transcript has a single exon. Gene Ontology annotation, cellular component: endosome; signaling receptor complex; plasma membrane. Gene Ontology annotation, molecular function: G protein-coupled receptor activity. The record is from RefSeq and is a predicted model, not a curated record. The coding region runs from base 542 to 1891 and encodes 449 amino acids. Gene Ontology annotation, biological process: G protein-coupled receptor signaling pathway.